UCUUUAGAAGCCGGCUUCUGGUGAAGAGCCGGCAUUUCAUUCGUCCGGCAGUAAGAGCUGCGCCCUCCACUAUUUAUUUAUUCCACUUUUUUGAGACCCCCCUCGGAACCGAACAUGCUCGCCCUGUGCCUUUACGUGCCGGUGUCCAACUCCGACCCGGUGGAAGUGGAAUACUUCGAGUCGAACGGACUCCCUUCCGAGCUCAAUUCGCUCUUUAACCAGCUGAGCGUCUUCCUGCCGUCCCAGGAGUUCUCCACCUACCAAAGAUGGCGGAAGAAAAUCUUGAACAGGGAGCCAAACCAGUCUGACGGCCAGCUGGACUUUGAGGAGUUUGUGCACUACCUGCAAGAUUAUGAGAAGGACUUGAAGUUGGUGGUCAAGAGUCUGGGCAAGAAGAAUGCAGGCCGAGUGGACACCAAGGAGUUCAUCCAGUCCCUGCAGGACAUCGGUGUCCACAUAUCACCUCAUCUGGCAGAAAAAGCCCUCAAGAGCAUGGACAAGAAUGGCAUCAUGACCAUUAGCAGCAAAGAAUGGAGCAAGUACAGCCUGGUGGAGGAGACUGAGAGCAUUCCUGAGAUCAUCUUGUACUGGAAACACUCCACGAUCUUUGACGUGGGCGAGAACCUGAUGGUUCCAGAUGAGUUCACCAAGGAGGAGAAGCAGAGCGGGAUGUGGUGGAGGCACCUGGUGGCGGGGGGCGGAGCUGGAGUCGUGUCCAGGACGUGCACUGCCCCGCUGGACCGGAUCAAAGUCAUGAUGCAGGUGUACGGCUCCAGAACCAACAACAUGUGUAUCAUGAGCGGCAUGAUGCAGAUGAUCAAGGAGGGCGGCGUGCGGUCACUGUGGCGAGGCAACGGCGUCAACGUCAUCAAAAUCGCUCCCGAGUCGGCCCUCAAGUUCAUGGCCUACGAGCAGAUCAAGCGUCUGAUCGGCGGCGACAAAACCUCGCUCAGCAUCCUGGAGCGCUUCGUGGCCGGCUCUCUGGCCGGCGUCAUCGCCCAGAGCUCCAUCUACCCCAUGGAGGUGCUGAAGACCCGUCUGGCCCUGAGGACCACGGGUCAGUACACCGGCAUCUCCGACUGCGCAAAGCAGAUCUUCAGGAGGGAGGGACUGUCGGCGUUCUACAAAGGCUACCUUCCCAACAUGCUGGGCAUCAUCCCUUACGCCGGCAUCGACCUGGCCGUCUACGAGACCUUGAAAAACCGCUACCUGCAGCAGUACGGUGCCACCGACCCCGGCGUCCUGGUGCUGCUGGCCUGCGGCACCGUGUCCAGCACCUGCGGCCAGCUGGCCAGUUACCCGCUGGCCCUGGUCCGAACCCGCAUGCAAGCGCACGCCUACGGCAACGCACAGCAGGUGACCAUGACAGCUCUCUUCAAGCAAAUCCUGCAGACCGAGGGCCCGUUGGGCCUCUACAGGGGCCUGGCCCCCAACUUCCUUAAAGUCAUUCCGGCGGUCAGCAUCAGCUACGUGGUCUACGAGCGCAUCAAGACGCACCUGGGGGUCACCUCGCGCUGAAACCAGACCCUCCCUGCCAGGUUUCGUGCCAGAGAAUCCCUAGGGGGCCUCGUGGCCCCUGCGGGGGCUCGUAAUGGAUCUCAUUCUGUGAAUGUCAGCUGAUGAAAUGCGAGAAAGGACGCGGGGGGUCAGGAAUGCCAAGAUGGAGGACGCCGGGAGCGCUGCUAUUUCUUACGGUUCGAAUGUGACGCAACUCAGGGACCAAAAGUCGGCGCUCCUUGGAAGGACGCUAAAGUGUUUUUUGCACAUGUGACUGCUCCCUCGCCACUAUUUAUUUCCUUCCUGUAUUUAUUGCUUUUAUCGAGGAGGAGAUAAAUGCCAAAUGUGGCCUUGACUCACGUGGUUCUCCAAGAGCGUUCACCUCAGGGUACAUCGUGGUGGAAGUCACGGGAGAAUUCACUUUUUUUUUUUUCCCCCCCACACAUACGUUGAGAAACAAGGGUUUGGAAAAAAAGAACGAGCAACACAUUGCACUUUAAUCUUUGCUGGAUGAUGUCCCAGCAGACUAGGUGUUAAAGAGUCUUCUUUUGUAAAGAAAAGUAUUUUAUGACUUAUUUUCAUGCAAAUAAAUGCAAAUCCUCAGUC
Molecule: messenger RNA, 2103 nt
Organism: Entelurus aequoreus (snake pipefish)
Lineage: Eukaryota; Metazoa; Chordata; Actinopteri; Syngnathiformes; Syngnathidae
Gene: slc25a25a
Product: solute carrier family 25 member 25a
Exons: 10
Coding region: 115-1518 (467 amino acids)
Biological process (GO): transmembrane transport
Cellular component (GO): mitochondrial inner membrane
Molecular function (GO): ATP transmembrane transporter activity; calcium ion binding
Source: RefSeq, a predicted model, not a curated record